CAUGAUUGUUGUUGAUAAAAUCACUGAAAUUAGUAGAGUACACUUCCAAUGAGCAAAAUGUGGAAACACAGCAGAAAGUAUUCACUCUUCACCUUCAUACUCCUUAACUUUCUGUUCCAAUUCACUGUAAAAGCAACACCUAAAACCCCAAAUCCAAACCUUAAAUUCCCAUGUAACCCACCUCAAAAUUCCUACCCAUUUUGCAACACCUCCCUUCCAUUCUCAACCAGAUCACAAAACCUACUCUCUCUCCUCACAUUACCAGAAAAAAUCAGUUUCCUCUGCAACAAUUUCAGUGGAAUACCCAGAUUAGGAAUCCCACCGUAUCAAUGGUGGUCUGAAUCUCUCCAUGGAAUUGCCACAAAUGGGCCCGGAAUCAGCUUCGACGGGCCCAUCAAAUCCGCCACUAUGUUCCCACAAGUUCUCAAUUCCGCCGCUUCGUUUAAUCGGAGUUCUUGGUCCGAAACCGCUACUGCGAUCGGUAUUGAAGGGAGGGCAAUGUACAAUUCUGGGCAAGCUGGGUUGACAUUUUGGGCGCCCAAUAUUAACAUUUUUAGGGACCCCAGAUGGGGAAGAGGCCAGGAGACUCCUGGGGAGGACCCACUUGUUGCUUCAGUUUAUGCUGUUGAGUUUGUGAAGGGGUCGCAAGGGGAGUUUUGGGGGGAGGUGAGAGAACAUGGGGAAAAGUUAAAGCAGAGAAUUCUGGAAGAAGAUGGUGGUGGGUUGUUGAUGCUUUCUGCUUGUUGUAAGCAUUUUACUGCUUAUGAUCUGGAGAAGUGGGGGAAUUUCAGCAGAUAUUCUUUCAAUGCUGUGGUUACUGAACAAGAUAUGGAGGACACCUAUCAACCACCAUUCAAGAGCUGUAUCCAACAAGGUAAAGCAAGCUGCUUGAUGUGUUCAUACAAUAGCAUCAACGGGAUACCUGCAUGUGCUAGAGGAGAUCUCUUGCAGAAAGUACGAAGUGACUGGGGAUUUAAGGGGUAUAUUACUUCAGACUGUGAUGCAGUGGCAACAAUAUAUGAAUAUCAACAUUAUGUUAAAACAGCUGCGGAUGCUGUUGCCGAAGCUCUUAAAGCAGGAAUUGAUAUAAACUGUGGAACUUACAUGCUUUAUAAUACUGAAUCUGCAAUUGGAAAAGGAAAGCUUAAGGAGGUAGAUAUAGACCGGGCUCUAAAUAAUUUAUUCAUUGUGCUGUUACGUUUGGGCCUCUUUAAUGGAGAUCCUUUAAAUGGGAUGUUUGGAAGAUUGGGAAGCCAAGAUGUUUGUACAAAUGAGCACAAGAAACUGGCACUAGAAGCAGCAACGCAGAGUAUAGUGCUUCUUAAGAAUAAUGAUAACUUCUUACCUUUAAACAAGGAUCAUGUAUCUUCAUUAGCCACCAUUGGUCCUGGGGCAAAUUCUACAACUCAACUAGAUGGUGGAUAUUCAGGAAUUCCUUGCAAUGCCAAAUCUUAUGUUGAGGGUUUACAAACAUACAUCAAGAAGAUAACUUAUGUUAGCGGAUGCCUGGAUGUGGCUUGUGAGUCCAAUUCAACGUUUAAUGAAGCCCUCCUUGUGGCUGAAAUGUCUGAUUAUGUUAUCUUAAUUGUUGGCUUGGACUUGACCCAAGAAACUGAAGAUAAAGACCGAAUUACUCUUCUUCUUCCUGGCAAACAGAUGGACCUUGUAUCUUUGGUCGCUUCUGUUAGCAGAAAACCAAUAAUAUUAGUCCUCACUGGGGGUGGACCCCUUGAUGUCUCUUUUGCUGAAGCAGAUUCACGAAUUGCUAGCAUUCUUUGGAUUGGGUAUCCUGGUGAAGCCGGGGGUGAAGCACUCGCUGAAGUAAUCUUUGGUGAUUAUAAUCCAGGCGGAAGAUUGCCGAUGACUUGGUAUCCAGAAUCAUUCACCAAAAUACCUAUGAACAACAUGAACAUGCGGCCUGAUCCUUAUCGCCAAUAUCCUGGAAGGACCCAUCGGUUUUAUACAGGAGAUGUUGUGUAUGAGUUUGGUCAUGGUUUAAGCUAUACAAGUUACAUAAACAAGUUUUUGUCAGCACCAAAUAGAUUGAAUUUAAUUACCAAGACUAGUGUUAGCUUGAGAAAACUAUAUGAAACCAAACUUGGGAUUGGCUAUGUGUCUACAGAUGAGCUGUUGUCUUGUGAUACUUUGAGGUUUAAGGUGCAGUUAUCUGUAAUGAAUGUUGGGGAAAUGGAUGGGAGCCAUGUUGUAAUGCUAUAUUCAAAAGCAUCAAGUAAUGUACAAGGAGCUCCAAAAAAACAGCUUGUUGGAUUUAGCCGUGUCCAUACUAGUGCAAACGGAUCAACAGAUACGAGCUUCAUAGUUGAUCCUUGUGAACAUCUCAGCUUUGCAAAUGAACAUGGAAAGAGAAUAUUGGCUCUUGGAGAACAUAUCUUAAUGUCAGGAGAGUCGGAGCACUCAUUGUUCAUUGAUAUAUGAUUCGUAUACUUCAAUUCAUCCAUACGUUGUUCAUGGGGAUGUGUUAGAUCAAUUUGAUCAAAACUCAUAGAUUUGAAGAUUCUACUUUACUUCUUUUUUAUUAUUGUGUUAUCGUUGUUUGCUGUACAAUUUCCCUCAGCUAUCGAGGUUUCUGAUACAGGAAGAAUGGUCAAAAAGAUUGGCAUUUCCCCUCAUUUA
Molecule: messenger RNA, 2634 nt
Organism: Spinacia oleracea (spinach)
Lineage: Eukaryota; Viridiplantae; Streptophyta; Magnoliopsida; Caryophyllales; Amaranthaceae
Product: probable beta-D-xylosidase 6
Exons: 6
Coding region: 49-2436 (795 amino acids)
Biological process (GO): xylan catabolic process; arabinan catabolic process
Molecular function (GO): alpha-L-arabinofuranosidase activity; xylan 1,4-beta-xylosidase activity
Source: RefSeq, a predicted model, not a curated record